Molecule: messenger RNA, 1727 nt
Organism: Clarias gariepinus (North African catfish)
Lineage: Eukaryota; Metazoa; Chordata; Actinopteri; Siluriformes; Clariidae
Product: tripartite motif-containing protein 16-like
Exons: 6
Coding region: 39-1727 (562 amino acids)
Molecular function (GO): protein binding; zinc ion binding
Source: RefSeq, a predicted model, not a curated record
UCUGAGUGAGUGUAUGUGUGUGUGUGAGAGUGCAAAAAAUGGCAGAAGCCAGUAUCUCAGUAGCUCAUAAUCAGUUCAACUGUCCACUGUGUUUGGACCUUUUGAAGGAUUCUGUGACUCUUCAUUGUGGCCACAAUUACUGUAAGGUGUGUAUUAAUCGCUUCUGGAAUAAAGAGGGUGUGAGGAGAGUCUACAGCUGCCCCCAGUGUAGAGAGACUUUUGCUUCAAGACCUGUUCUAUGCAGAAACAACAUGCUGGCUGAAAUGGUGGAGAAACAAAAUAAGGCUGAACUCCAAGCUGCAUCUCCCGCUCAAUGUUACGCUGGACCUGGAGAUGUGGAGUGUGAUUCCUGCAUCGGAAGAAAACGCAAAGCUGUUAAUUCCUGUCUGGUGUGUCAGGCAUCCUAUUGUGAAGACCAUCUUCAGCCUCACUAUCAGUCUCCUGCCUUUAAGAAGCACAAGUUAGUGGAAGCCUGUGCAGAUCUCCAAGAGAAGAUCUGCUCUCCGCAUGACAAACCGAUCGAGAUCUACUGUCGUACUGACCAGAGCUUCAUCUGUUACUUGUGUGAGAUGGAUAAACACAGAGGCCAUGACACUGUUUCAACUAAAACAGAACGAACUGAAAAACAGAAUGAACUAAAGGAACAACAGUUGAAAUCCCAGCAGAGGAUCAAGGAGAAGCAGAAAAAAGUGCAGGAGCUGAAACAAGCUGUGGUCGCUUUUAAGAGGCGUUCACAGGCAGCAGUAAAUGACAGUGAGAAGAUCUUUACUGAGAUGAUCAGCUUCAUGGAAAAAAAGCGCUCAGAGGCGACAGAGCUGAUCAAAAAUCAGGAGAAAGCUGAACUGGGUCGAGCUGAACGACUCCUGAAGCAACUGGAGCAGGAGAUUGCUGAUCUUAAGAGGAGAGUCACUGAGCUGGAGCAGCUUUCACACACACACGAUGACAUCCACUUCCUCCAGAGUUUCCCGUCUCUCUGUGUUUCCCCUGGAUGUGAGGACUCACCCAGCUUCACUGUCAAUCAACAUCUCACAUUUGAUGGAGAGAGGAAAUCUCUCUCAGAUCUGAAAAAACAAGUAAACAAAGUCUGUCAGAAGGAAUUCAACAACAUCCGUCCACAAGCUGCAGCGUUAUUUCAGAUACUCCCUUUACAACUGAAAAGUAGAAAGGAUUUUCUACAGUAUUUUAGAUUUCUCACUUUGGAUCCCAACACAGCACAUCCUGCCCUUAUUCUGUCUGAGAUGAACAGAUCAGUAACAAACAGUUGGACAGAACAGCGACACAUUAACCAUCCAGAGAGAUUUGACUCCUGGACUCAGGUGUUGUGUGAGGAGAGUGUGUGUGGACGCUGUUACUGGGAGGUGGAGUGGAGCGGUGAUGUGUACAUUUCAGUGUCAUAUAAAGAGAUCAGCAGGAAAGGACGGGGUUAUGAGUGUAGGUUUGGAUUUAACAAUCAGUCCUGGAGUUUGAUGUGUUCUCAUCCCUCUGUCUCUUUCUGGCAUAACAAGGUUAACACACUGAUCAGAGGUCCAGCGUCCUCCAGAAUAGGAGUGUAUGUGGAUUACAGUGCAGGAAUUCUGUCUUUCUACAAUGUCUCUAACACAAUGAGUCUUCUCCAUAGUGUCCACACCACAUUCACUCAGCCUCUGUACGCUGGGUUCUGGGUAUCAAGUAGUUAUACCUCAUCUGUGAGGUUGUGUGAUCCAAAAAUAGAAAUGUUAUUUAACUGA